AUGUCGAGCCAACCUCUCCUCCAAACCGCUCCGGGCAAGCGAAUUGCGCUCCCCACUCGCGUCGAGCCCAAAGUUUUCUUCGCCAACGAGCGCACCUUCCUCUCCUGGCUCAAUUUCACUGUCAUCCUCGGCGGUCUGGCCGUCGGCCUCCUGAACUUCGGCGACCGCAUCGGCCGCAUCUCCGCCGCCCUCUUCACCGUCAUCGCCAUGGGCGCCAUGAUCUACGCCCUCGUUACAUUCCACUGGCGAGCACAGAGUAUUCGCCGCCGUGGGCAGAGCGGUAUCGACGACCGAUUCGGUCCUACCAUCCUUGCCAUUGCGCUUCUUGCCGCUGUUGUGGUGAACUUCAUUCUGCGCAUUAAGGGUGGGCAAUGA
Penicillium soppii is the source of this 375-nucleotide messenger RNA. RefSeq names its product putative vacuolar transporter chaperon Vtc1. The transcript has 2 exons. The record is from RefSeq and is a predicted model, not a curated record. Lineage: Eukaryota; Fungi; Ascomycota; Eurotiomycetes; Eurotiales; Aspergillaceae. The coding region runs from base 1 to 375 and encodes 124 amino acids. Gene Ontology annotation, cellular component: fungal-type vacuole membrane; vacuolar transporter chaperone complex.